AUGGCCCAGUUUGAGAAUGGUCUCUUCGGAUGCUUCAGUAACAUCGGACUGUGUGUAUUCAGCUACUUCGUGCCGUGCUACACCCACGGCAAGACGGCAGAGGCAGUGGGUGCCGGAACCUGUCUGAUAUGCGCCCUGAGUUUGUUCGUGCCGUUCCUGAACAUCUGGGCUCUCAUCACCACAAGGGGGAAAGUCAGGGAGAGCAAAGGAAUCGACGGAACCCUCGUCAACGAUCUGGUGAUGAUCUGCUUUUGUGGACCGUGUGCUGUCAUCCAGAGUGCCCAGGAGAUGGGCGUUCAUACCCCGUUGGGAGCAGGGGAGUCUAUGGCCCGCGUCUAA
This is a messenger RNA of Asterias rubens (European starfish), 339 nucleotides long. Its product is annotated as cornifelin homolog A-like. The record is from RefSeq and is a predicted model, not a curated record. The transcript has a single exon. The coding region runs from base 1 to 339 and encodes 112 amino acids. NCBI's taxonomy places the organism in Eukaryota, Metazoa, Echinodermata, Asteroidea, Forcipulatida, Asteriidae.